Sorex fumeus (smoky shrew) is the source of this 2418-nucleotide messenger RNA. It is a transcript of the gene CUNH4orf50, whose product is annotated as chromosome unknown C4orf50 homolog. NCBI's taxonomy places the organism in Eukaryota, Metazoa, Chordata, Mammalia, Eulipotyphla, Soricidae. The transcript has 8 exons. The record is from RefSeq and is a predicted model, not a curated record. The coding region runs from base 1 to 2418 and encodes 805 amino acids.
AUGGAGCCACCGGCAGAGGGGCAGACCGAGACCUUCAGCUAUGUGGUCUGGGUGCCCGGCGCCAAUGGGGCCAACAUCAUGGACGUGAAGGUGAAGAUCGACACGCGCUGGGUCUUCCAGGAGGGCCAGGAGGAGCUGCCCGUGGACACGCCCAGGGGGCCACAGUCCGACCUGCAGAGCAGGGUCCGGGAGCUGGAGCGGUCGGAGGUGAGGCUCGUGAAGCGGGUGGAGCGGCUGAGCGCCCGCCUGGCCCAGGAGAGAAGCCACGCGCUGCGGGCCCAGGAGCAGCUGCGCACCCUGCGGGGGGCCCUCGCCCGCCAGGUGCGGGAGCAGGAGCGCGCGGCGCAGCGGCGGGAGCGGCUGCGGGAGCUGGUGCGGCGCCAGGACGCGGCGCUGGGGCAGCAGGCGGCGGCCCUGGAGCGCGGCGCGCGGACGCAGCGUCACCAGCUGGGCCUGGCGCGCCGGCAAGAGCGCGCGCUGCGGGCGCAGGUGCAGCGGUUGCAGAGCGACGUGCGGCGCCUCUGCUGCGCCGCGGGUCUCCUGCUGGCCGAGUUGGACGCCCCGGGGCCCCUGGCGCCCACUGGCCACGGCCUGGGACAGCCCGCGCACGCCCGGAGCGCCUCUCCCGAGGCGAGGGCCGGGCCCGGGGCACGCUGGCUGCGGGAGCGGGAGCGGGAAGGACGCGCCGGCUGGCAGCUCUGCGGGCAGCUGGAACGGCUGCAGCUAUCGGACACCCGCCUGCCGAGUCUGCAGGACGAGCGCAGCGCGACCCCCGAGGGCCACUGCCGCAGGGGAGUGAACACAGCGGCUGCGUCACCCUCGGAAGGCGGCAGGGUGGCCGCCCAGGAGCUGGACCCACAGGGCCUCGAGAGCCACAGGAGCCUCCAGUUGGUGGAAGGGGUGUCAGCCUGGGCCCCCAGCUGGGCGCCAUCCCCAGCCCCUGCCAGCCCCCCGCGCCCAGCCCAGGACACCUCCAAUGAGUUUGCAGAGCUGGAAGCCUGCUUCCGGCAGCUGUGGGAGUGGUGGCGAGGGAAGGGAGACAUUCCAGGAGGGGCUUCCUCGGAGUGCCGGGAUUCUGCCCCAGGACAGCCGGGCUGCCAGGACUGCGCAUGGCUGACCCAGGCCCGGGAAGCAACCUUGCGGUGGAGGAGCUCAGGGGUCCAGCAGGGAGAGACAGAGACCCUGGGAACCGGCCAAGUGCUUCCAGAGCCGGGGCCCCUGGGUGGCUUCUGUGAGCUGGGCCCAAGCCGGCUGUCCCCUCUGCCCACCGCCCUGGCGAGGCUCAGGACACGGUUCCACGAGCUUGUGUCUGCGCUGAAGACAGAGCAGAGCAACCUCUGGCAGGAGAACACGCAGCUUCGGAGAGCCCGGGAGAGAAGCCUCCAGAAGCUGCGCAUGCUGGAGCAGGAGAGGGAGAGUGCUGCCGCGGCGGCGGAGGGUGCGCUGGGCAGCUGCAGGCGGGAGCUGGCCCAGGCCCUGCAGGCCGUGUCCGACCUGGAGGACUGCAGCCAGAGGAGCUACCGCAGGAUCACGCAGCUGGAGGUGGCGGGCGAGCGGCUGCGCCGGGCCCUGUCGGAGCGCGCGUGCGCCUGCAGGGGGGCCGUGACUCGUCUCCGCCGGGGACAGCGGGAGCUGCGGGCUCUGGUUUCCCAGCUGGGAGCGAGUCACCAGGAGCUGAUGCGGGACCUCGCGGCGGGAAUAGAAGGCGUGGUCAGGGCCUUCCUUGAGCGGCACGCGCUCCCGGGGCGCAGAGAUCUGGACAGGGGCGCGCGGGCCGAAGGAGAGCGCGGGCCGCACCCCUGCGGGAGGAGCCGGACACGGCUGGGCGCGGCUGCAGGAGCCCACGGGCCCCUGGUGGAGGGUCGAGUGAGCGGCCCCACAAGGCGGCUGAGCCCGACCGCACGCACGGAGAGUUCCGGGGGCGCAGCCGAGGUUUCCGAGGGGCCCGGCGCUCGUGCGCACCAAGCGCCUUGGCAGGCAGAGAAGGACCCAGCACGGGGCGCUGCAGACCCCGGACCCCGGCUGUGGGGCCUGGAGCAGGAGCUCAGGCUGUGUGUCCGGCGGCUGCAGCUCCAGGUGGGGACACUGAGGUGCCAGCUCCGAGACCAGGGCACCGCCCUCGAGGACGCCCGCCAGCUGCGGAACCAGCUCCAGGGACAGCUCCAGGAGCUCCAGGAAAAGCACCACGAGGCCAGUCUGGCCGUGACACCAUUGAAGGCCAAGCUGGCGUCUCUGGUGCAGAAGUGCUGGGAGAGGAACCGUCUGAUCUCGGCGCUGCUGCGGGAGCUGCACCGACACGCGCCCGCGAGCGGCCGGCUGGAGGCGUCUGCACAGAGCAUGCUGAGUGACGCAGCCCUGGUCCAGUACACUGCUGACUUCCGGGGGCCCCGCGAGCUGCCUGCCAGCGUCAGGGAGUGA